This is a messenger RNA of Rattus norvegicus (Norway rat), 17799 nucleotides long. NCBI's taxonomy places the organism in Eukaryota, Metazoa, Chordata, Mammalia, Rodentia, Muridae. The record is from RefSeq and is a predicted model, not a curated record.
AGUGAAUACCUAGCCUCAUGGCGAGGCACUCCCAAAAGAAGAGCGUAGGGCGUCAGUAUAAGAUGCUUUCUUCCAUUGACCACGGUGAAUUCGGCACAGUGAAACUCGCCUGCCACAGGAAAACCGAGGCCCUCGUGGCCAUAAAGACUAUACAGAUCACAGAGAGGCGCAUAAAAAGGAUCCUGUCGGAAGUAUCAAUACUCAAGAUGCUACACCAUCCAAAUAUUAUUUGCCUCUAUCAAGUGCUGGUAACGGCAAAACAUGUCCACCUUGUGACUGAGUUUGCUCCUGGAGGAAACUUAUAUGAUUUGAUAAUUGAAGAUGGCCCCCUUCAGGAAGAAGUGGCGAAGAAAAAAUUCGGACAGAUUGUGUCAGCAAUCAAAUACUGCCACACACUCGAUAUUGUCCACCGGGACAUUAAACCACAAAACAUCGUGGAAGAUGAAGACGGGCUCAUGAAGGUCAUCGAUUUUGGCCUUGCAGCACAUCAGAGACCUGGCACCUUACUGAGUGGGAAAUGUGGGACCAAACGUUUUGCCGCACCAGAGAUUUUACUUGGGGAGCCAUAUGAUGGAAAAAAGUCCGAUGUGUGGAGUCUGGGCGUGCUGCUCUACUUUAUGACCGCCGGGUUUGUCCCCUUCCAAAGAGUUACUGAUAAAGAUACUGGGGAAGAGAUCGUUACACAGACCUAUGCUAUCCCAUCUCACUUUUCUGGGCAGCUCGAAAAUCUUAUUCAUCAAAUGCUCACAGUUCCCAUAGAGAAGAGGCCCUUCAUUGAGGCUAUUGAAGAACACCCAUGGGUCAUAAAGUCUGAACUAAAUAUGUCACCUAAGACCUACCCAGACACCCAAAUAAUAGAUGUGCUCUGUGGCAUGGGGUUUAAUGCCAGUGAGAUUAGGGAGUCAUUGAAAAACCAAAAAUUUGAUGAACCAAUGGGGGCAUAUUUAAUUUUGAAAGAACAAGAAGACAAGAGGGUUGAGUAUAGAUCAAUCACAUCAUCCAAGCCUCUGAACCUGUGCCCUACCCCAUCCCCAUCCGAGUCAUAUCCCUCUGUCUCUGGUCUUCCCCUAGUGAGAAGGGGCAGUGAGCCCAACUUUUGCCCACUCCACAUCUGGCCCUCAGGAGAGCAUGGGCCUGUUGCCUUGGCACCGUCAAGAUACAAGGUGGCCAGAAGUGUCUCUAUGCCUCCCAUUUCUGUAGAUUGUACCAACAAGAAGAGCAGCACUUUUAGCUGUUACCUCCAUUCUGGACAUGGGAGUGACCCAUGUAUCUGCAGAAGCCUAUUGGAGGAUGAAUUGCCUGUGCUUCCUGACCAAGACUAUGACAUUGAAACAUCAUCUCCCCCUCAGCAGAUGGGGUGCUUUGAGAGACUGAGGAACAGCAUCAGGGAGUGCCUGUCAAGACUCAGUUGUUUGCCCAGGGCUUGGAAGAAAAGAACCCAGCAAAGAUUCUCCAAGAAAGUGGCACCCCUGAAAGAGGCAGGAGGCCAAACCCAAUGAAGGGUUAGCAGGCAUCAGAGGCGCAAUCUCUGCUUUGUGUUGUGUGUUCUCUGUCUUUAUUAGUGUCUUCUUGUUGGAAAAAGCAGAAAGGUGUACAUUUCUAGGGUCUCCUGGGAUAUCAGAUGCAUUUCUACUCCAGCUGGAUUAAACUCUGAUCCUGGGCUCACCACCUCAAGAGGAAAUCCGGCUGGACCAUGCCUAGGUGCUAUCUGAUGCAGCUACACUAGCAGUAAUCAGCAAGUGCUAUGGGUACUGCCAAGGUGAAAGGGGAUGUGUGGAGCUGUUGUCCAUGGGGAAUAUAUUCUGAUAGAGACUCUGCUUGGGGACCCAGAGCCUGGCAGAGUGACUAUGGUCAAACACAAAGGGGCCACCUGAGUGUCCCCCUACAUUUGCACUGGACAGGCAGAGUGUGCUGAGCCCUGUGAAGCCUCACAUGGUUGCUUGGAUGCCUACAUGGGGAAGCUGAGCUGGAUGCCCACUUACUGAGUAUCGUGGGUACCCUAUCCAGUGGAGAUGGUUUCAGUGUCACCACAGUGGCAUGCAGACCCUUGGCAUACCAUUCCAUGCUGGUCUUUCCAAACUACUCCUACUCAGGGCAGACUAGGUGGCAGAGGAUCUUCACGGCCACCAGGCUCAAGGCAGCAAUGCCUCACAGUGAUUCCAUCAGGACACUGACCCCUGGCCUUCUCAACUCUCCCUUCUUCUCGUCAUCACAGGUGAACCCAACAGAGGCCUGCUCAAGAGCAAGUAAGGAGCAGAGAUGGGAAGCAUCCCACCACAGCACUGCUCUGCAAUCCAUUCAAUGCCUGUGCUGCCUUGGGCAAUUCCUGUGAGGCCACAGGACAGGCUAAGGGAUGCCCAUCCAACAUCCCACCCCUGUGCAUACCUAGGAAGCACCUUGAUGGCUUCUCACACUAACCAGGCUCCCUUGGGUCUACGCUUAAGCUCCAGCAGCUUGUGAACUUCCCAUUGUCCUGUGAGUCCCCCCUGGGAGACGUAGGACAUAGUAUAUGGCUAACAGCAGGAGGCUCUGAGGAUAUAGGAGAUGGGCAUCAGUUGUGGGAGCAUGAAUGGACUCCAGGAUCUGACCCAGAACCAAGUCCCAGGAAUGCUCAAGCUGUGGACAUGAAAGGCUUCUGUCUACAGUGAGUGUGUGGUGAGUCUACAUUGCAGAAGGACCACACACAGAGGUUGAGGGAAUACAAAGUAAAAGGUCAGCCGCCAUGCAGUUCAGUCAGCCUGUGUGAGCUGCUUUCCUGUGGGAAGGGUUGGGGCAGGCACACAGCACAUCUGUCUCUCUGAGCCCAAGAAAGCUGCAAACCUUGUGAGUGAACCUCAAUGGCUUCAGUGACUGAGAAACAAGAACUUUCUGACCAUCUUUCUGACACUCAGUCUUCCACAUCUGAAGAGCCUGGAGGAGGGUCUCCUCUUAUGUGUCAGAGGGUAGCCUUGUGACCAAUGUCACUGGGUUUCCUUGGGAUGUUGUUCCCAGGCUGUGGGCUGUUUGGCACGUCAGGGCUUGGUGUCCGAGCCAUCUGGCUUGCUCUUUGCUUUCUGGGCUGGGCCUGCCCAUGUGCUCCCUCUACAGUCACCUGUGCCCACGUCAUUGCUGGAGUUGUCCUCUUUCACGGGCCCCACUUCACUCUACUUAAAUGCUCGAGACUUCCAGUGUGAAAGCGGGGUCUAAGAUCCAAUCCCGUGUUCGAGGCUGACUCUGUCAGGCUGUGAUCAGUGCUCCCGUCAGAAGACAUUCACAAAACCUGUGCUGUGUGCAAAGCCCUCACUACUUGCUGGAUCCCGGGAUCUUUAGGCCUGAAGACCUACCUGUCGCCAGCAGCAGACAUACUGGCAGAGUCCAGGAAAAACAGGAAGACAAAAAUGGUGGCGUAGGGCCACAUGGAAACAUCUAACAAGGUAAGGGACAGAGAGAAUGCAUGGUAGUCCAGAGAGCGAGGAGACACAUCUGUGAAGGCCACAGCCGGUCAGAGCCUGGGAGGGAAGAAUGGAAUGGACAGAGGUCCAUGGGAGAAGCCAUGUGACAUGCUGCCAGCCUGAAUCCCUGGACAUGAUGGUGUCUUUCUGUGACAGUGCAGUGUUUGUGGUCACCCAAGGGGAAGCUGUUUGUACGUCCACUUCAGGUGAAACGUCCAGAAACUCGUAAUAGUGCUCAGGCUCUGGCGUUCUUGAUGUCCACACGAGGAAAAUACCCAAAGGGUUCUUGCCCUGUGCCUGAGGAUCAGAAAACACAGUUCUGAGAGGGGUCAGAACUGUGGGAAAGAACAGGGCCAACUAGAAACGGGGAUCAUAGUGGCAUCCCAGAAUCUAGAGGCUCUGAUCCAGCUGUGGGGCUCCACCCUCUCUCACUUAUACCUGUAGGUGUGCCAAAGCCAGUGGUGAUUCUAGUUAAAACGUGUCACCAGGACCUGCGUAUGCUUCCCCUCCAACUCGAAGGAUCUGUAACGUGAGGUAACUACUUCAGUGUCCUAGGUAUUUCUACGUCCUCUAAGAUGAAAGUUUCCAAGAUAGACAGUGUAUUGAUCAGGCUAUUUCUCUCCUGUCUCAUCAGCCAGCCCUAAUCUCUCUAGAAUUCCCCCGCUGAGGCAUUAGUACAGUAGGAAGCUGCCACAAGGCUUCUGGGAUGAGGUUGCCUGAGGCUGAAGCCAAAAUCCGACAGGUGUGUGCCAAGUCCUCCUUGCUCCAUGGUUGUCAUGAACACAAGAAGCAACAGGUCCUGUUUGGCUCUCCAAGAAAGUGUUUCUUAUCUUCACACGCAUGCCUAUAACUACCCUGAAAGAAGUCAAGAGUAGUAACUGAAGAUGACGGCUCCGUCCUACAGGAGCUGGUGCAUGUGGGGUCAGGAAGGACAUAGCUCUCUGACGAUGAGGGCAGGUGGUCAUUACUGCAGAGGAUCACAUCUCAAUACCAACGCUGAACUGGAAACGCAGAGUAAAACCCUCCUCCCUGAGCAAGGUAUGCAGGAAUAUGUGAGGCUGUUGUUCACAGGAACAAAUGUCCAGGUGGAAUAUAAUGUGAUGGUGUGGUGCCCGGCAUAGGGACAAAGAUCAACGCUCUAAUGGGCCACCUCAGCAUCUCCCUGGGGUUGAGAAGAACACCCAGUGCUGAGCUCCAUCAGUGUAUCAGUGUGGAGCGUCACCCUCUGGAGAAGUGGGAGAGACUGGACUCCCACCACAGUGGACUGCAUUCUGGCCAGUAAGACAGCAACCAACCCAGUAAGGCAGUGUGUGGACAAUGAGACAGAAUUCUCUACAUGGACCCAAGUCACAAGAGAGGGCCUCUUUGUCAGCUGCCAAAAGCAUUGGUAAUCAGGGAACAAAACCUGAGCAGAUGCCCUCAAUGCCUCUAUCCCAAGGAUAAAUGUCACCCAUCCUCAUAGACACUUAAGCAGUGUUCUUUCCUCCUCUUCCCCCAUUGGUUCUAUCUCCUAUCAAGGUAAAGACAUUUCCUUCCCGUGGUCAGAGCUGAGUCUUGAAUUACUGUGAAACAUGCUGCUGUGUGCACCAGGAUCCUGCCUGAGAGCAGCAUUCACACCCAAAUGGUCAGAACCCACAAGUAAAGGUGAAGGAGGGGACAGGUGUUCUGGUGACCUCAAACACCACCAGGAUCCCCGAGGCUCACCUUCUCCAGAUGUCAGGUAACACAAUUGAAAAGAGGAUCUGGACCUCUCUGUGCUCAAAUGUCUGUAUGGACAUGCAGGACUGCACAGGCUCUGGAAGACUUUUUUUGCCAGCUGCAGGACCAGCUGAGGACCUGUGCUCUCCACAUCUACUUCUGAAAAGCUUGUACCACGUGUCCUCUGUCAAGGCCAUUCUGUGACUGACAGUGAUGUAGUGAUUCCCUGGUCUCCAUAUGAACAUACCCAGUCUGCCCCAACAGGGUGCUACUGUCACUACAGGGACACUGAGGACAGAAGGACUAUGACAGUAGGGCGCUGGAUGCAAUGAUGAUGGCAGCACCUUGUAAUGCCGACAAAAGAAGCUCAGGCCACAAAGGAGGUGGACUUCACCUGUGAGACCUGAGUGACUCCUGGAUCGGAGUAAACACCACCAGGAUCCCUGAGGCUCACCACCUCCUAAAGCACACGUAACCCACAUCAGUGCAGGUCACACCAGGGCAGCCAUCGCUGCUCCAGAGAUACUGCUGAGAGGAAAGGAAGGAGGCCUCAUCUUCUCUGUCGCCCUUGUCUUCAGAAGAAACUUGAACACUUACAUCCCUGCAGAUUUCUUAACCUGGCCUGACCCCCAUGCUAAUCUAAGGUUCCAUAUUCUCCCUGUCUGUGACUAAAGAGAAGACCACAGACAUCUGCAACUCUGAUCCUAUCCAACUGAGACUCCAGUGCUCAAGGCAAGAGUGGACAGAGACUUCUCAGUCAUACCCAAGAAAAUGUCCAAAAUCAAGCUCUGGGGGAGGUAAGAGUGGGAGAUGCUGCAGGGCUGUGGACAGAGUCUAGAGUCUAGGGAAUGAAGUCUGUCCUCAUUAGGGCCAGGAGACAAAGGAGGAAUGGGGGAGCAAACACAGAUGACAUUGGUGUCCUGAUGUGAAGCCCAAGAUCAAGGGGAGAUACUGAGAAUCCUGAGCCCUGUGAGAGUGACCCAGGACAUAGACAGUGGGUGGACCUGGUCCCCUUCACUUCAGGCUGCAGUGUUGUUACCAUGACCUAUAGAAGCACAUGUCCCAGUGAACUAUCCUCUUGCAAGGCUACUCGAACCUUCAAGCUCAUGGGUUGACUGUCCCGCCUCCAUAGAGGUGAACUGGCAUUACAAGUUGCUACUGUCAUUGUGGUGACCAUAAGGAUAGGAGGAACAUGAGAGUGGGUGGCUGCAUGGGAAAAUGUUGGGGAGGCAAAGCUAUACCUGGAAGCUACAUGGUGUAAACCCUGAGCCCGUCUUCAGGCCUUUAUUCUAUGAUGGUGUCCUCCUAGUCACAACCCUGUCACCAGAAGACAGCAACAUCUUCCCAGACUCCCUUAGCCUUGCUUCUCAGUCUUGAGAUUGAAGAGCCUCCAGGAGGCCUCUGCAGAUCAGUCAGUGGGUGGCCCCUGACCACUGCCACUGCAUUUCUGCAUUUCCUUAGAGUUGUGUUCUAACUGUGGGCUGACUGAGGAGCUGGCCUCCCAGUCCUCAUCGUACAACCUGUUCAUCACGACCUGGACUGUGCCUGCCCCUGUCCUACGGUACCAUCAUGGAAGCCAUCGCUCCCUUCAGAGGCCUGACUUCAUUCUUUUUUUUUUUUUGGUUCUUUUUUUCGGAGCUGGGGACCGAACCCAGGGCCUUGUGCUUCCUAGGCAAGUGCUCUACCACUGAGCUAAAUCCCCAACCCCCUGACUUCAUUCUUACCCACAAGGAUUUAGGGUGAAGAUUGGCUCUGAGAUGUGACCCCAGCUUCCAUCCUGUCUCUAUACAUUCAUGUGAUCUGUCCUUUGGUCAGUUGCCGUUCACUAUGCACAGUGAUGUGCAAGGCCCUCGCUAGGGGCUGGAUCCCAGGAUCACUGGUGUGGUGGACAAGCUGUGCCCAAGGAGCUGACACUUGGGCAGGGUCCAGGGCACUUGGGAAGACAAAGGUGAUGACGUGAUGGGAAAGUCAGAAGAUGAGGAGGCCAUCUUGAUAGGAGGACAAGAUGCCUCCAGUUAUGAUUCUGACCUUAAAUAAACAGUGAAGGGUCACUAGGCUUUUCUGACAGGAACAACACAGGAUGGAGCCAAGAUCCUGAUUCUGUGCACCGACGUCCUUCCCUGUUUCUGGUUGCUGAGGACGGUCUGAAGAGAAAGACAGGACCUGCUGUGUCAGUAAAUGCCCAACCUCUGGAACUCUGUGUGUUGGAACUGUAGUUGCUGCUAAUGCUGCUGCCUCUGAGGCAAAAAUCUAGUUCAGCUCAUGAGAAAAUGAGCUUUCCAUCCCCUAAACUGAACUUUCUGUCUCAGAGCAGACGGUGUAUACACUUGAAAGGAAAGACCAGAUCCUGGUGCUUUCCCACAAGAUGCUGCUGGAUAUGGCCCCGUGGCAGGCCAAGAGCCUCUGUCUGCCAGACAGGAGACACCAUCACUGAGUCCAGCAAGCUCACGUGCAUCAUCACAAGCAGAUGUUGGAUGGAGGUCUGGGAAACACAGUGUGGACACGUGUGAUUUAGGUCCUCCAUUUCAGUGCCUAGACCUAGAAUUCCUCUGCACGUUGGGGCUUGGAAAAUGGCCACGUGCAGAGGGGCUGGCAGUUCAGGGAGCAGGGACAAAUCUGCACGGUCCUACCUCCCAGAAGAUGAGGCGAGGCGUUGCGGUUAGCAUGACUCGUGACAUGAAGCACACAGAGGUUCACCACGAAUCUGAAAGUCAAGACACCGACCUCCAUUAAUAUUGUCUUCCUUAGCCUUCCCUUAGAGACAAAACUGAAAGUCACCGUGGACCUUAUCUUUAACAUGCUGAGUGCAUCUCAACAUUGAUCAUCGUGAAUAGACCUUCUAACCAACACUAAGAAUUCAUUUCCCAGAAAAUGGAACAUCCUUGUGGAAAUGACAUCUCUGGACCCUCAUAAGCCCAUCCUGGUGGAGGGUAGAGCUCUGUCAGUCAUGGGAGCAGUGCGUCUCUGCAGGUCAAGAUGAGUGGAUUCGUGGAAACUUUUAUCAAAAUGUGUUAAUGAUCUCAAGCAUUUGACUGUUAACUAUGGAGGAAGAACCAUUGGCCAUCAUCCUCACCCGUGGAUGUGUCUAUAUGUCCGUCCCAGCCCUUGAGCUGUCAAGUCUCCAGGGAAAACUUCGUAGGGGAAGCUGCAGGAUCUACGUGUGGGUCUCUUUGCUUGCCUUCAGUACACGGAUAACACAGCCUCUUGUCACAAACAUUUUGGCCUUGCUGAUGUCCCCAGCUUAGCACUGGAUUGCAGCCAAUAGCUUGGGCUCUAUAAGGAGAGACCAAAUCCUUAGGAAGUACAUGGAAAGCAUCCAUGCACAGGAGGAAAGUUCAAGGACCAAAGUCUCAUCAGACAUUGCAAGAUACAGAGAGCCUGAGAGCCUCAGGUCAGAGGUUACCUUGAAUCCUAGAAGAGGAAGAAGGCCCCACUCCACAGAAGAAGCUUGGUGGCGAUGCUGUUGCAACCAGGACUAGGAAUGUGAAACUUGUGUUUCUGUGAUACCAGGUUUAGGAGUCUUGUGCCCAGGUAUCCACAGUCCUCCUCAGGUACCUCAUCUAUGAGAGAGUCCUGACAUUGGGAGUGUCAUGUCCUGAUCUUAUCCCACUUGACACAUGGGCUAAGAAAGAUUUUUUAAGGAAAGAUUUCAAGAGGCAGGAAAUAGGCGGACCCACAGGCGACAUUAAAACUCCCAUUCUGUACUUUGUGGUUAUUGACCCUUUUCAUAUUUGUUUGACUAAGAACAAGGCUCUGAGCCUGAUAUUUCCAAGAUUCACCUCUAUGCAAUUCAGAAUCCCACAGCUCAAAUCUGUACAGAUACCACUCUGGAACGAGUCCCGGGACAAGGUGCCUGACAUGGGUUUCAUCCAUGUUUUAUUUACAGGCCUAUGCCUGAGCAACACUAAACCUACAGAGAAUCAUUCAGAGAUUCCAACUUUAGACAUUGGGAGGGGACGUUAAAGAAAACGACCUGUGCAAGGCUCACAGAGCCAUGUCAUGCAUUUUGACCCUUAGUGCUGUGAUUGCCAUGCUCUCUGGCAAUCUCAAAGUGAGCUCACCAUUUACAGAAUAGCAGUGCAGGGCAGCAGAGCAAUGCAGUGGCCCUACGGUGGUGUAGUGAGUGGUUCCAGUGGAUACUGAAAUCACUACAUCCUCUGCUUUUAGGAGGAAAGCAAAAGGAAAGUGGGAGGGAUUGUGUGAGGGUGAGAUUCAUGACUCAAUGUAGCCCAGGUAUCAGCUCCCCCAUCCGGAAGAGCACAUCUGCCUCUGUAUGGAGGCUUCAGGUCAGCAAUGCCACCUGGGACACAGGAAUUCAUUAUCACCUAUGAAGUCACUGUACCUGACAUCUUGCUCUAGGAUAGACCAAAAACAAGAUAGUUAUAUCCCAUCACCCAGGUUCCUGUCCAUAAAUCCCCAUCCCACCCCCUUCCCCUGUGUCUUUGAGGGUGUUCCCCCACCCACAUACACAUUCCUGCUUCCCCAGUAUGACAUACUCCUAGGCUGGGGUCCCGCCUUGCCAGGACCAAGGGCUUGCCAAUACAGAAACCAGCACAUGACUGCAAUCGGGGAUUCUUUGGAAGGUACAGGAUUGUUGGAGUGUAAAAGAGGGCUGAGAAACCAAUAGAAGUGUAUGGCAGAUGCUGGAGUCAUGUGGCAGUUAGCAUGGAGGCCACAUGCAGCUGGAUAGAUGGGCUCCCUUGCUCUGACGGAAGCAGAGCCGUGAAGGGCCUGCCUGAGCCCUCCAUCGGUACCUUUAGGUCCAGCUGCUUCUCUUGCAAGUCACAAGCAGUAUGAAGCUCUGCUCUUGGCUGCCAGCAUCACAUGGCCUUGUUCACAUUGCAGACAGGGCUUACAGGAAUCUAUUCUCUUCCUACCUAUGAGCUGGAAUAGAGACCAGAGAACAUCAGGUCCCUAGGGCCAGUCUUCUGGCUAUCCCCAGAGUGAAUCAGAGAAAUACUUCUUUAUUGAAUAUUUUUUAUUUACAUUUCGAAUAUUAUCCCCUUGCCCGGUUUCCCAUCCAUAAACCCCCUAUCCCACCCCUUCCCCCUGCAUCUAUGAGGGUGUUCACCCACCACCCAACUCUUCCUGCCUCCCCAGCCUGACAUACCCCUACACUGGGAGUCCAGCCUCCCCAGGACUAAAGGCUUCUCCUACCAUUGAUGCCCGACAAGCUUAUCCUCUGCUACAUAUACAGCUACAGCCAUGGGUAACCCCAUACUCUUUAGGUGGUGACUUAGUCCCUGGGAACUCUGGUUGGUUGGUAUUGUUGUCCUUAUGGGGUUGCAAACCGCUUCAGCUCCUUCAAUCCUUCCCUAACUCUUCCAUUGGGGACCCUGUUCUCAGUUCAAUGGUUGGCUGCAAUCAUCCUCACCUCUGUAUUUGUCAGGCUCUGGCAGAGCCUCUCAGGAGACAGUUAUAUCAGGCUCCUGUCAGCACGCACUUCUUGGCAUCUGCAAUAGUGUCUGGGUUUGGUGACUAUGUAUAUGGGUGGAUCCCCAGGUGAGGCAGUCUCGGGAUGGCCUUUACUUCAGUCUCUGCUCCAAACUUUGUCUUCAUAGUUCCUCCUGUGAAUAUUUUUGUUCACCCUUCUAAGGACUGAAGCAUCUGCACUUUGGUCAUCAUUCUUCUUGAGCUUCAUGUGGUCUGUGGAUUGUAUCUUGGGUAAUCUGAGCUUUGUGGCUAAUAUCCACUUAUCAGUGAGUGCAUAUCAUGUGUGUUUCUCUGUGUUUCGGUUACCUCACUCAGGAUGGUAUUUUCUAUUUCCAUCCACUUUCCUAUGAAUUUCAUGAAGUCAUUGUUUUGAUAACUGAGUAGCACUCCAUUGUGUAGAUGCACCAACUUUUCUGUAUCCAUUCCUCUGCUGAAGGGCAUUUUGGUUCUUUCCAGCUUCUGGCUAUUAUAAAUAAGGGUGCUUAUGAACAUAGGGGAGUAUGUGUACUUGUUAUAUGUGGGAGCAUCUUUUGGGUAUAUGCUCAAAAGUGGUAUACUCGGGUCCUCAGGUACUACUAGGUCCAAUUUUCUGAGGAAUCUCCAUACUGACUUCCAGAGUGGUUGUAUCAGCUUUCAAUCCCACCAACAAUGGAGGACUGUUCCUCUUUCUCUAUAUCCUGGCCAGCAUCUGUUGUCACCUCAGUUUUUUAUCUUAGCCAUAGUGUGAAUUGGAAUGUCAGGGUUGUUUUGAUACAUUUCCCUGACGACUAAGGAUGUUGAACAUUUCUUUAUAUGCUUUUCAGUCAUUCAGUAUUUCUCAGUUGUGAAUUCUUUGUUUAGAACUCUACCCCAUUUUUAAUAGGGUUAUUUGUUUCUCUGGAGUCUAACUUAUUGAGUUCUUUGUAUAUGUUGGAUAUUAGCCCUCUAUCAGAUGUAUGAUUGGUAAAGAUCUUUUCCCAAUCUGUUGGUUUCUUUUUUGUCCUAAUGACAGUGUCUUUUGCCUUUCAGGAGCUUUGCAAUUUUAUGAAGUUCCAUUUGUCUAUUCUUGAUCUUCGAGCAUAAGCCAUUCGUCUUCUGUUCAGAAAAUCGUCCCCAGUGUCCAUGUUUCGAGGCUCUUCCUGACUUUUUUUUCCAUUACUUUCAGUGUAUCUGGUUUUAUGUGUGGGGUCCUUGAUCCACUUGGAGUUGAGAUUUAUUCAGGUCGAAAAGAAUGGAUCAAUUUGCAUUCCUCUACAUGCUGACCUCCAGUUGAACCAGCACCAUUUUUUGAAAAUGCUAUCUUUUUUCCACUGGAUGGUUUUAGCUCCUUUGUCAAAGAUAAAGUGACCACAGGUGUGUAGGUUCAUUUCUGGGUCUUGAAUUCUAUUCUAUUGAUCUACCUGCCUGUCUCUGUACCAAUACCAUACAGUUUUAUCACUAUUGCUCUGUAUACAGCUGGAGGUCAGAGAUGGUGAUUCCCCCAGAAGCUCUUGCUAUUUUGGGUUUUUUAUUAUUCGAAAUGAAUUUGCAAAUGGCUCUUUCUAACUCUAUCAAGAAUUGAAUUGGAAUUUUGAUGGGAAUUGCAUUGAAUCUGUAGAUUGCUUUUGGCAAGAUGACUAUUUUUCCUCUAUUAAUCCUGCCAAUCCAUGAGCAUGGGAGAUCUUUCCAUCUUCUGAGAUGUUCUUUGAUUUCUUUCUUCAGAGACUUGUCAUACAGAUCUUUCACUUGCUUGGUUAGAGUCACACUGAGGCAUUUUACAUUAUUUGUGACUAUUGUGAAGUGUGUCAUGUCCCUAAUUUCAUUCUCAGCCUGUUUAUCCCUUGAGUAGAGGAAGGCUACUGAUUUGUUUGAGUUAACUUUAUAUCCAGCCACUUUGCUGAAGUUGUUUAUGAGGUUUAGGAGUUCUCCGUUGGAAUUUUUGGGGUCACUGAAGUAUAUUAUCAUAUCAUCUGCAAAUAGUGAUAUUUUAACUUCGUCCUUUCCAAUUUGUAUCCCUCUGACCUCCAUGUUGUCUGAUUGCUCUGGCGAGCACUUCAAGUUCUACACUGAAUAGGUGUGGAGAGAGUGGCAGCCUUGUCUAGUCCCUGACUUUAGUGUCAUUGCUUCAAGUACCUCUCCAUUUAGUUCCAUGUUGGCAACUGGUUUGCUGUAUAUUGUUUUACUAUGUUUAGGUAGGGACCUCGGAUUCCUGGUGUUUUCAAGACUUUUAACAUGAAGGGGUGUUGAAUUUUGUCAAAUGCUUUCUCAGCACCUAGUGAGAUAAUCACGUGGGUUUUUUCUGUGAGUUUGUUCAUAUAGUAGAUUAUGUUUAUAGAUUUCCAUGUGUUGUACAAUCUCUGCAUCCCUGGGAUGAAGCCUACUUGAUCAUGGUGGAUGAUUGCUUUGAUAUGUUCUUGGAGUCACAAGAACUUCAUUGAGUAAUUUUGUAUCAACAUUCAUAAGGGAAAUUGGUCUGAAGCUCUCUUUCGUUUUUGGGUCUCUGUGUGGUUUAGCUAUAGGUGAACUGUGACGUCAUAGAAGGAAUUGGGUAGUGUUCUUUCAGUCUCUAUUUUGUGGAACAGUUUGGAGAGUACUGGUAUUAGGUCUUCCACGAAGGUCUGACAUAAUUCUGCACUAAACCCAUCCAGUCCUGGGCUUUUUUGGUUGGGAGACUCUAAUGAGUGCUUCUAUUUCUUUAGGAGUUGUGGGACUGUUUAGAUGGUUUGUCCAAUCCUGAUCUAACUUUGGUACCUGGUAUCUGCCUAGAAAACUGUCCACAUCAUCCAGAUUUUCCAGUCUUGUUGAGUACAGGCUUUUGUAGUAGGAUCUAAUGAGUUUUUGAAUUUCCUGUUUCUGUUGUUAUGUCUCCCUUUUCAGUUCUGAUUUUGUUGAUUUGAAUACUCUCUCAGGGAAAUAUUUUAACAUCACAUUUCCUGCUCUUAGAAGUCAAAUAACCUGUCAGACCAGUAUUCUUCUCAAGGUUAAUACUCUAGGGUCAUCUAAGCCAGGCCUGUCCCUCAGCUCUUCUUGCUGGCUAUUUCUUCUUAUUGCUGGUCAGUCAUUACCUCUGUGGUGUUGAAGAGCAGCAGAGGGUUGAGAAAGGACAGCAAAGUCACCCUAAAACUCUACCCUAGUGUUCACACACUGAGAGGCACUUAAGAUUCACCUAAGAACUACUCAAGUGUGCACACUUGGACUCCACCACAAAGAAAAGUAAAUCAAAGCAGACAUGGCCUCAGGAGUUUGGAGACUGACUCAUCCCUGCUUGCUCAGUGAGUAUUUCAUACACUAUACUUUAUCCAAAGAACCAGAGCCAGAGCCACUAAGGGAGUGGCAGGAUGUGGAGUGCAAUUACAGCCAAUGGCAUCCUCAGUGUCAAGCCAAGCAGCUGCAGGGAAGCCUCAAACCCAGACUGCUGGGCGGGGCCAAGAUCCAGCAAGGAAGGCUUCCUCAGGGAAAACCAUUCCCAAGUGUAUUACAGCUCAAUAAGACGGAUGCUCUCGGAUGAUUCUUGGUGAAAUAACUCUGCACUUUCUUUGUUACUCGAAGGAGGUAGACAUUCUGUAAUCAUUACCAGAUGUGCCAGACUCAAAAGAAAGACCACAUCUCACAAAGAACUAAGAACCAAGAAGUAUGAUUGUUCCCCAGAGUUUCAAGCCUCCCCUUUUCCCAAGCCCAUGGCCAAAAUAAGAAUUAUAAACUUGUCAUUUCUACUUCAGAGCUCAGAGCUCCAGGCCAACUACAAGGUGUUUCCUGAGAAGCUCUAAUGAUAAAUGGCACGGCAAAGGUGGCAGGCACUGGUUAGAAAGAAACAGGUUAAUCCCUAACUCAGCACUUCUGCUAGCUUCUGCUUCUGCAUGCUGCAAACAAUGAUUCUCAUAAGAGUCCCAGUGCAUUAACAUGGUUUUACUAGUGUAUACAUGUACGCAUUCUACAUCUUCUUUCAGAAGUCUCCUUUUACUUAUCAUUCAUAGCCAAAGGAGACCAGGAACCACUCUCAAGUAUUAUGUAAAACCAUUUAAUAAGUUCAAUAGCUUCUUCCCUCAUGAAUUAAAGUAUCCUGUGCUUGUGUUCCCUUCUUCCAUUUUUCCCUGGUCUCAUGAUUGUGUCUCUCAUAUUAAUGAUUUUCAUAGUUCCAGUAAAUUUCUUCUUUCUGGUAAUGGACCCUGUAUGAUUCUCUGUUCCAUUUUCUUAAUUUAUUUCUAGACAUAAUUUCUUCAAACUUUCUUUGCAAGUCUGACAUUAACGGGAAACUACUGUUGUGCAGUUAUCGCGUUGUUCCAAAAAUGAGAGUGCACCCAGGGUUGUUGGGUUAAUUUUCCAGAACCUCUUUCACAGCACAAACCUGGGCCAUUCAGACUGUGCUGUGCUGUCCCCCCAUGCCUCAGUUUUUGAUUGUUUCAGAAUCAUUUUAUCAAUGAACAUCUAGUUACACAGAAUUCAUGAGAGCAGAGGGAGAAAUAGGACAGUCAGAUGUAGUAGAAUAAUUGCGCACACCAAGGCUGACUGAAAAGCAGUCACACACAAAUGAAAUGUAUAUAGCCAUUGUCCAGGGCUAACGUUGGACAAAUGGGAACAACCUUCUACAAGGAGCAGCCAGCAGUCUUCUGAGAUGCCACCGUCCAGGCCUGCUGAGGGCCGCUCCUUAUUCCUGAUGGCUGACCCCUGGAGGGAUGAGUCUCCUGCUUCUGAGGGUCCCAUGUCAUCCAUGUCAUGCUACGCUGUCCCCAGAAGUCUGCUGUUGGCACCACAUCUGGACUACACAUAUAUUUGUACAUGUCUUUUCAAGGGAUGCCGCCUAGUGCACAGACAACUCUUUUGUGUGGGAGACACAGGUUUAUUGAUAAGAGCCUUUGAUCUGCAGCUUAAAACCAUCCUCUAGACCCAUGCUGCCUCAGAUCCUGAGGCCUGGGAGGAUGAAGGUGGGGAGGACAAGGUGAGGAUGCUCAGUAAGGACAGCUCCGUAUUAACAGUGGGUCAGGCAAGCUUUCUCCAGAGUGCUGUUGGCCUCACGUGUGAAGCUGAGGCAGUUUAGUAGACAAAGGAACAGAUAAGCACAGUCUGAUUUGAAAAUCAUGGAGCGCUUCUGUCAGAGGGACCUUCUGAAGUGCACUAACAUGGAGGCUUUCUUCAUAGUGGGUGGGAGAGCCGUGAGCCUGACACAGGAAGCCCCGGAGCUAACGGUUUGGGAGGAGGGAGGAUGGGGAGAGACAGGAAGGAUAAGAGAGAAAAAGAGGAAAGGGAGAGAAAGGAGAGAAUGUGUAGACAGAAACUUAGAGAGAUGGAGUGGGUUUUAUUCGUUCCUUAGGUUCAACUCACUUUAAAUAUUCACUUCUCUCUUAGUGUAUAAAUUAUAGCUGAGUUUUAGGUUUUAACAAGAACACUGGUGGUGAUGUAUAAAACUAGUGAUACAGCAUUACAGAAGUGACUCCAUUUCCCACAUUUCUUAUAAAAGCAGUCUCUUUGUCCAGGCUCACACAAACUUUUAAAUUCUACCUGCACCCAAUAUGGCUCCUGAUCCUGCCUUCUCCGGAUUGGCGAGUUCUUUCGCAUGGACUGCUCUUAUGUCAGUGUAGACAACUAAAGGUUCAGGAAUGCUAAAACCAUGCUGACACUGAAGACAGGAGCAGCUUGAGCUUCCACUCCCAAACAGGGAACAGCAGCUCACAGGCCAAGUGCAGCCUGGUAUCUCACCAGGUCUUAAGUGACCAGAGAUCUGUCUUAAAGGGAGAGGCGAUAUUAAUCAGGCUCUCACUUGGAUAAGGAACUGCAAGAGGAAUUUUCCUUGAUAGUGGGAGCUGAAACUAAAAGGAUGUGGAUGCAGAAAGGGCUGUUCAAAUUCAAGGUUUGGGUUAACAAAAUGUAACACACUGUCAAGAUUGUGGCUCCAUGGUCAUUCCUGUAGGGUGAGAGCCCACGGUCUGUCCAUGGUGAGGUUCCUGUACUGCCCUGAAAUCCAGCCUAGCUUGCAGUGCUCAUGUACAGGGUUUCCCCGUGUGCCUGCAGUCUGGGUUCCUGGUUUUCCCAGACAGUGACAUCCUUCACCUCCAUGUGCAUAACUCCAGGAACUCUCCUCUUUAGUCCUGCUCAUUCUCUGUUGUACCCAGGUGAGCUUGACCAUAGCAGAGCUCUACACGCGUGUGUUAAAGCAUACUUUUCAUCUUUCCCUAAUGCUACUCCUUAACACCCCAACACCUGUCUGUUGGAGAUUGAGCCCAUGGCUGCUGCUCUGAAAGGGCAGCAGCGGUGAGCUGUGUGCAUAGCCAGCGGUUAUUUAAUAUCUGUAGCGUCACCGUCCAAAAUCUUCAUUCUGAAUUACUGUUGGUGACAGAUCAAAUCAAAUAAUUAAAAAACCCCAUAUAAUAUUUCAUGCAUGGCACUACAGUGCAGGGAAGCUGCCAGAGAGCACGGUUCGUCCCAGAGUAAGCCAAGGGGGCAGAUCAUCCUUGGGUGAAAAUUUGGUUUGGGGAAAGUAAAAGUUGCUUAGUAUUAAUAAUGUCUACUCCCCUGAUUCUUUGUUAUUCUGGGGCCGGAAACCUAUGGCUUCAGGCAAAGCAACACCUGUUUCUUAAGAGUGGGUACAGGGGGUACAGGGGGUGGUGUGAUGGGUUUAUUGCUAGAGCUCUCACUUCUCAUGACAGGGCCUGGAGCCCUUCACUGGCCAGGCUGGUUAACUACUUGUGAAUUAGAAUGGAAGGAAAGGAAAAUAACUAAAUUUUUGUACACAAGCAAAUAUGCACAGACACACAGACACACAGACACACACACAUUCUAGUAUAUCCAUCUGUCUCAAUCAACUCUAUACACACACGUACAUAUUACCAGACAGACAUAUACAUUUUGAUGAAUGGUUGGAUGGAUUGGGCAAAGCUCCCCUAGCCAAGCCCAUCUUUCUUUUCAUAGGCAAAAUGUCUAAGAAAUUACCUCAUAUAAAAUGUUACGCAAAAUGGAGGUUACGAUAGGAUGCUGAUAUUAUUUCAGAGCCUGUUUGAUUCUACAAGCUCCUUCUAUGUUCAAAGCAGCAGUUUUCACAUGGCCUUGCCUUAUCAUAGUGCACACCCUGGCUUUAUCCUUGAAUAUGCCCUAGAAUGAAUGGUCUCCCUUGAUCACAAAUUGACCCAAGUCUAUUUCUCUUAAGCGUAAGUACAAAAGCUCACUGUAUUCCUUACUAUGCAGCCUUUACUUAAUAUUAUGAGGAAUGGGCACAUUCUAUUCCUGAUUCUGACUUUGUUACUUUUUUUUUUUUGAAAAACAACUAAAGCCAUCUUUUAAAACUUUC